GAAUCAUUUUUUUUUGGGUGAUGAUCAGAUAGCUUCAAGUUGUAAGUCCCUUUAGACAAUUAGUUAAAAAAAUAAAUAAAUUAAAAAAUUUUAAAGUUCGUAAAUUAACAAGUUUAAAUAAAAAAAGUUAAAAAUGAAAUACUUCACACUUUUCAAGCAGUUCCACGCAUUUUUCGAAAAUAAAUAAAAGUUGCUUCCCAAAAAAAUUACCACUAAAUUCUUGCAAAUGUCCUAAUCCAGAUCCAUGUGGCGAGAUCAUGCAUACGUGGUACAAGUAUAAACUUUUCAAUAAUAAAAAAUCUAUUGAUAAACCUACAAUAAAAUACGUUCCCGACGAAGAUAACGCUGACUGUGCUUGGUGUAAAAAGAGAAGAAAAUGAAGGCUUCUUUGAAUCAAAGUUCAGUAACAGCUUGAACAGGUCUUGGAACUGGCAGUGGAUAUUUUCUCGUUAAUUCCCCUAGCAACAUGUCAACUCUCUGACGUUGAAACAGUGUACUGGGCUCUUCUCUCACAGGAAUUUCCUUCUUAGCUGCUGCAGUCUUCCCAUUUUUCAAGUCCCAAGAAUAUCCUUUGCUAGGAUGAUAUCUUGAGCAUGCACUUGUUUCUUCAAAUGCAGAUUGCAAAUGAUGCACUGCGGAUAACUAUAAUGAAGAAUAUCAAAUUAGCCAGAUCCGGAGCUUGAUAAACAACCCCUGCGAUUAUAUAGUAAUCUGCUACUGGAGUUGCCUGUGUGGGACCAUGACGAUGCUGCUUACGAAUCACAUAAAGAAUUGGCUCUUGAACGUGUAAAAGCACGUGCUAACUGUGUUGUACUUACAUAAGCUGCUCAGGGUUAAGCCGCUGCAUUUUAACAACUUCAUUGUUGCACGUUCUGUCGUAAAAGGGAUUGGACCUCUCGGAAAAGUAGUCCAUUAUGUUGCUCGGAUUGAGCAUGGGUAUCCAAGCACUGUCAUGCCAAGAUAAUCCCAAGGGAUUUUCUAACAAUUAAAAACAUAUUUGAAAAUUCAUUUUCUCAAAAAUAACGUCUAAGAGUUACCACGUUAAUAAUCCAUCUCAAGAGGAUAUACAUUGAGGUUAUCAGCCCAACGAAUCGUCAUGAACCAUCGAUAUUACCGAAACCCAUGAGACAAAAAAAUCAUAAUUCCACAUACCUGGCACAGGUAGUCGUCCUGGAAUCAUCUCUGCAAGCUUAUGUCAACGCUAGCCUCACAAAAAAUCACCAAAGUCACUUUUCCACUCCAGCAUCCGCUCAGUACAGAAUGUAAACGUAAACACGCGUGCAUGUAAACAACGCGGAUGGUCGACUGACAGUAGCGCUCUGCCCUCCGUGCGGCCGGAGCAAAAACGAGAUCGCGGCGCCGCCGAGUAUAUUUCGGCAUAUUUCCCGUGGGAGUUUCCAGGUACGCACCAAAUACCUACUCGCGCAGCGGAUAUCGUGUUACGAAUGAAGGAGCACAGAUUCGUCGCCGCGACGUUAGCAGCAGCCGAGACGAGGAGCCACAGACGGUCGUCGUCGAGCGUCGGUGGCCUACAAUUCCAGAAUUCCAUAACAAUAGUCACUGCGUCGAGACGUUCCUGAGUCGUCGUGCGCUCGGUUUUUUUUUUUUUAUAAAGAUGACGCCACCCAAGGCUACGAGAGAUCUUAUGAAAGAUCCCCGCUAUAAUUUAGUUCCACUUCACAAGCGGCCUGAUUUAAUACAACAAUGCUGCAAGCUGCUAAACUCUGAAUGGAAACGGAGUGAAACUGCACGGUUGAAGAGCCUUAUCGUGUCCUGUGAUGGGCUUCCUGCUUGCCUUUUAUUAAUAUUUGAUAAUGAUGUUCUGGGACACUGCAAAGUUUCACUGGUUCACGGUACCAUUGACAGUGUAAUCAUAGAAUCAUUUGUGAUUGACCCUGCCUACCGAGCUAAGGGAUAUGGAUCUUUAUUUUUAGGAUCCAUAGAAGAGUAUAUGGUUGAAAAUUAUGACAUUAAAAAUAUUUAUCUAAUGACCAAAGGCCAAGAAGGAUUUUAUUUGAAAAAUGGGUACACUGUCUGUGAACCUUCUGAACAAUUAAAUAACCGAUACAGAGAUUUGGGUUCUGAUCCAUAUGAUAGUGGUGAUGAGGAAAAUUUAAAAGAUACUAAGUCAACAGCAAAGGAUACUGUAGACAAUGCUUUUAAACAAAGAGAAAAGAACCUUCUUGGAACUGGUACCAAACCAAAAACCAAAAGUUUUGUUGAUAAUAGUAGUAAACUAAAUGAUAUACAAUUUGUUGAAACUGGUACUAUACCAAAAAUAAGGAGUAUUUUUGAAAAAGACAGUAAUUUUAAAGCAAAGGACAUCAAAUCAACGGGACCGCCUCCACCACCAAUGCCUAAUCUUAAAAAAACGUCGGUACCAAUCUGUCUUACGAUCAGUACACGCACAUUCAUGAAAAAAACACUACAAGCCUGAUCCAGUCAUCGCCAUAAAUAUAAGUAAAAACAAUUUAUUUAUUUAUUAUUGUAAAUACUUUAAACAAAUUUUUGGAAUAAUCGCCCAUUAUAUUUAGUCUCAAUUUCAUGCGACCAACACAUGUAUUUUUCAAUAAAAAAAGAACUCAUAUUUAAA
Nasonia vitripennis (jewel wasp) is the source of this 2593-nucleotide messenger RNA. RefSeq names its product N-alpha-acetyltransferase 80 (gene Naa80). Gene Ontology annotation, biological process: protein acetylation. Lineage: Eukaryota; Metazoa; Arthropoda; Insecta; Hymenoptera; Pteromalidae. The record is from RefSeq and is a predicted model, not a curated record. The transcript is spliced from 7 exons. Gene Ontology annotation, molecular function: N-acetyltransferase activity; acetyl-CoA binding. Bases 1616 to 2437 code for a protein of 273 amino acids. Gene Ontology annotation, cellular component: cytoplasm.